Molecule: messenger RNA, 4209 nt
Organism: Anopheles coustani
Lineage: Eukaryota; Metazoa; Arthropoda; Insecta; Diptera; Culicidae
Gene: pigeon
Product: protein pigeon
Exons: 4
Coding region: 402-3839 (1145 amino acids)
Biological process (GO): positive regulation of amyloid-beta formation
Cellular component (GO): trans-Golgi network
Source: RefSeq, a predicted model, not a curated record
GGUGGUGAAACGACUCGACCGCAGACACGACGCAAACUCGCAGCAGAGUGGAAAGGCGUGCGAAGCGAGGAAGGCAGCGGGGCGAUUGUAACAUGCAACUUAUCAGUACCGAAUUCCAGCAUCAUUGACAAGGUGGCAUAAGAGAGGAAAAGAUUAUUGAUUUGCUGCGAUGUGAUGUCUCAGACGGACACGGGAAGAUCACGGAAUCGGGUCAACGAAGCGAAAACCGUUUUAAAGAAUCAUCAAAAAAUCAUUAGAUUGUGUCCUCGUGCGACUGUUUUUGGUUCAUUUAUCCUCCCGAUUGGAGUAGAAGCUUCUUAAUCCCAAGCUUCGGAAUCUGGUGUGGCGUACGUGUGUGUGUCGGAAUUUGUGGUGAAACAUCUAUCGCACAAACUGAAAGGAUGCUGAAGCAGGAAAAUUUGGCAGCCAAUUUUUGCGGCCUCCUGUCCCUCGGCGGAAACAAAGAUGUGGCUAUAGAAUGGCGUAUCCUUGGGAAGGAACAGGACAGUUCCAUGCUUGCGAGCUGGGUAUCGUUCGACCCGAAAAAAGGCCGCGAAGAACAGCGCACAAACGUUGGCAUAUACACGCCGAAAACGAAAACCUUCGACAUCCUGUACACGUUCCCCGGGCGGGAAAAUGUCAUCCAAGCGUCGGUCAACUUCACGCGCACGCUUCUCCUGUACGUCACGAAAGAGUUGCGGCAGGACGAAUCUGGUCAAAACGGUGACGUGUACCGGGCGUAUCUGGUCGAGGUGCGGCCGAAGGUUGAAUCCGUUCGACCCCAUCUGCUGCUGGAGGUAGAUCGCAAUCGUCAGGUGAUGGCCACGUUCUUGUGGCGGAAGCUAUCGACCUUCGAGAAGAGCUAUCAAGAUAAAUUCCUGCUCCUAGUGCAUCACGAGCACGUACUCCUUUACACGGUCAACCUGAAAAAGGUUGACCUUCCGACGACGGAUGAAAUUGACGAUAUCAUCGGUUCAGUAGGCAGUAGGCCGGGACGUAUUGACUAUAUGAACCCGCUGGCCUGGGAGGUGGACCGGGACAGUCUGAAGAGCGAAACGAUAACAAAAUCGUUUAUCUGGGCUCAGUGGGAUCCGGUGGUGCAAGCCUUGUACUAUAUUCAUCUAAAACCAAGCACAAGAACCAUCUUCGAAAAGGAGGAUGACGGGGCGAACGGCGAAUCCGGCGAAGCAGAAAAACGGCUUCAGCCGACCUUAUCUGCGUUUCAGUUCCAUGACGAUCUGCCGACUGAAACGGUGCUCAACAUUCCACUCAAUCUUCCCAAAAUCCCAUCGUCCAACAGUGAGGACAUUUACGAGGAUGACACGGUGCCGCUGCGCAUACACGACUCAUCGUUGAAUCUAGUGAUUGUGAGCGACGAAUCGGGAAUGCUUUUCGUCUGCCAUUACUAUCUCUACCAACCGAUCAAGCAGCAGGAAGAAGAGUCAACUAAUGCAAACGGCGGAGGAGGACCGGCACAAAAUAUCUUCGACGUACACUUUGCCUACUCGGUGACCAUCCUCCACCAUGGGUGCGUGAUACACUGCGUCAUCCCGGGCAUUCCGUGGGAAAAAGCGAAACUGAUGAAACCGACCUUUACGCUACACGGCGACCACCAUGUGCUGGUGUUUCAGGCGGAUCUUUUUAUGCAUUUGCUCGAUGUGGGCCUCUCGCACGAACCUUCGUGCCAUAUCGUGUGCGCACCGUUUACCCGGGCCCCCAUUACGCAGCUGGUACCGUGCUUUGCGACCAACAACAUUUGCUACGAUUCGGCCACGCUCGAUCUGAUCUCGAUUACAAUCCCGAAAACGCAUCUCAUUGACGCGUUCCGGAAUGAUACGUCGAUCGAUAACCGGCUUGCGAUCGUGCACUACUUUUUGGCACAUUCGAAUGGAGAUAUUAUUGAGAUUUUCUCUGAGAUACUAAACAUCAUCAUGGAACGACCCUUGCACCUUGACACGGUCCCUCUACUUAAGGAAGCGCUCAUCGCCGGUACCUACGCUUCGGCCAAAAAAGGGCUUACGCAAGACCAACUGGCCCUGUUCCGCCUACUACCGCUGACGUCCUGCAGCACCACAAAACCGAUCGAGGCGAAGGUUGGCAAACUGAACGUGGGUCUCUCGCACGAGUCCCUCUACAACACCUCGAUGAUGCUGCUCUCACCACAGCAACGACUUUCGCCGUUCCGCAAGGACAUCUGGACGCUACUGUGGGAUCGGUUGAGCGACAACGGUGGCGGCAAGGAACGACCUCGCUUCCACCAGGAACAGGUACGCGAGAAGCUGAUGUACUCGCUCGCCUGCUACCAACCGGAAGCUCUGUCCCGCUGCACCACACCCAUGUCCCCGGCGAACCCGAUCGGAACGGUGGGGGUAGAGUUUUUCGCCAGUGCUGCUGCUUCCGGAGGCGCUCGUGGUCGUUUGCAAAAUGACCUACCGUUCGUCGAAACGGAAGCAUGUACGGCCAACAAGCAGGAGUUGGUACUGAACGUAAACCUCCGCGAACUGAGCAUGCACCUGGUGAAGCACAGCGUGAAGGAAGUGACCGGUUUCCGCUGGCUCAAGAACGCUUUCUACGAUGCAAAUCCGGCCACCUCGCACGUUCACGCCGUGGCAACGCGCUACGUCGCCGCGCAGCUGGAACAAUCGCGAGCGCUCUGUGUUUUAGUGUGCCGUACAGCCGGGCUCGAUCAUGCGCUCGCGCUCGGUGAAGGAAGCGAAAGCCGUGGGUUUGCACUUAUCGAUCAACUUGAGCGUGCACUUCAGGUGCGUCUCUUUGCCAUGCUCGAGCGAUACUGUCUGGCGGCGGAAACACUCGCCUUUCCGUUGCCUCUCGGGUUUUCCUCGUUCUUCUCUUACCUCGGAUACCGGGCGCUGUCAUUCGAAAGCUUCAUGCAGUACGUCGAGCAUCAUGUGUUCGAGUUGCAGAUCGACGUAGUGAAGGUGAUCUUCGCCGAUAUCGGUGAGGAUACGGAAGAUGGUAUCCGGCGAAAGUUGAACCUGUUGAUGGUGUUGCCUCGGUCAAGGGCGCGCCGUUUGCUGAACAGUUGGAACCAUCCCGUCAGUGCGAUGCUGCGGGGACGGGAGCAUGCCAUGAACAUCCUGUCCGGGAACUCGGUCCAUCCGCGAGGAUCUUCACAUCUCAAGAAGAAAGACUAUCAACCGAAAGUUUGCACAUGCUUUAGCACCUGUUGCCAUCGGUUGCUUGUUUUACUCGGUUGCCCCACGGUAGGGAAAAAACCGCAAAAAAAUGCUCCCAUAUCGCACAACCGCGCAUCACGCCAUUCAACCACAUCAUCAUUUUCAUCCGCAUCGAUUGUAUCCGUUUCAUCGUCGAUCUGCUGUUCCGAAUCGGGCGCGCUUGAAAGUUCCUCUCGGUCCAGGAAUUUGAGAACCUAUGCGAGCCUUAACGCACUUCGACUUGCAACGGCAUCACCGGCAUCGCUAAUCGAUUUGGAAGCCGGCGACGGACGAGAACUUCCCGGUGAGGGCAAGGACAUUAUCGAUGCAACCACCUGUGGCUCGAUGAUACUUUCGUCGUCGAAUGCUCCGACGAACCAUGGCCAGCGGUACCGUUGCACAUCCUCUACGUCGUCCUUUUUGAUGCAGCUUUGUAGGGAAUCGCCGGAUCGGAUUGUGCGAUGGUCAAGGAGAGGCGUAGCCCGACUUCAAUCCGAUACGAUUCCACGUGGCGGAUUUGCUAUGCGGAAAACGAUACUUCUUACACUCGGAUACUGUGUUCUGGUCUUUGUGAUCGUUUGCCUCACCGUGUUCGUAAUGACUGAGUUCCGUUUGGCGGCAUCUAUUGUUUGGUACAUGCAGAUGCUUCGCAUGCUAUUUUAAAAACUAAGCAUUAUUAUCAAGCCUUACCAAUCUAGUUCAGUUCUAUGCAUGUUAUUUUGUCUUGUUAUUUGUUGUGGAAAAACAAUAUGCAUUUUCGUUCCUUUCAUUGUUUUCGUCACCCGGUGUUGCUUGCUUCACACAUCAUUUAAAAAAAGUGAUCAUUUAAAUAUAACAAUCAGAGUACAUACUCGUUCGAAGAAAAUAACUUUUACGUUGAGCAUAAAUUUCCUAUCGAAUAAUUUUUGUUUCUGACAGAUCUCAGCCAAGGAUUGGGCGCCGCCCGGAAACUCCAGCAACCGUUGGACAAUUUUCUCGAUCUACUCACAGCCAAAGCUAAUCUAAACGAGCUCGACUUUAAUCUGCUAAUUGA